Salvelinus namaycush (lake trout) is the source of this 2000-nucleotide messenger RNA. Its product is annotated as zinc finger protein 34-like. Bases 160 to 1749 code for a protein of 529 amino acids. NCBI's taxonomy places the organism in Eukaryota, Metazoa, Chordata, Actinopteri, Salmoniformes, Salmonidae. The record is from RefSeq and is a predicted model, not a curated record. Gene Ontology annotation, biological process: regulation of transcription by RNA polymerase II. Gene Ontology annotation, molecular function: DNA-binding transcription factor activity, RNA polymerase II-specific; RNA polymerase II cis-regulatory region sequence-specific DNA binding. The transcript has 3 exons.
AAGCACAAGUUCCACGUUAGCGUUUUUUAUUUAGAAGUUUAUUAAACACUGGUACUCAUUUAACUGCACAGCAUCCUAUACUUACCUUGUUUAGUGUUUAAUUCGCUUUAGAGACAGGACUUGAUAGGUGUUCCAGGUAAGGCUAGCUAGCUGCUAACAAUGGCUAACUGUAUGGGUUUUCACACUCAAAUAGCCUCCGUCAUGGAGGUGCUAGCGAAUGCAGCAGUGACAGAGCUCUGUAAACUCGUAGAUGACGACUAUGCAGUGCUUCGUUUGGAAAUAACUCAAAGCCAGAAAGAAAACAGGGCAUUGCGCAGGAAACUACAGCUACUGGAACUGAAGGUGUCACGGGAGCGCGUCUUCGCCAGUCGUCCCAGAAGUGUCAAGAUCGUCGACCGAUACAGAGGAAUAGAAAGAGGUGAAGGACAUCUCACUAGAGGCCACAGGAGCUUUGUGAAGCCAGCGGGACACAACGCGUGGAGAGAUGACCAACCAAUCACUGUUGAUGAGGGGAGUGGAAUCUCAACCCAGCACGUUAUCAUGAUAGAGUCUGCAGAUGCAGAGGCUGCAGUUCCUGAAGGAUUGUCUCUGGUCAAGCAGGAGAGGUCUGAAGGAGAGGAGGACCGAGGGCACAGCAGGGACAUCCAGACUGGAGAAGCAGCUGGAGCGCCCCCUGUAGCCACGGUAGACCAUACCAUUGCCCCAGCGCAACUCUGGACCCGAAGCAGAAUCGCGGAGGUCAGUGGAACGCCGAAUGCAGUCCUCAAGUCAGAGACAGACAUCAAGACUUUAACUGUAACACAAAGGCUGUUACACACAGGAUCUGACCACAGAUCAGACCCAGAGAGACUGGGGCUGGGGCCACUGGGCUGUCCUCCUGCUCCUGGCUCAGAGUAUUUACCGGUAUUUCAACAUAGCCAAAGGACAGUUCAUUCCCAUGGAGAUGGUGACACGUUAGCCACUGGCGGUGAUGCUCUGUCUUGUUCUUACACUACAGAGAUGGACCCUGGAAACAUGCCCUUGGGUUUAGAGACACAGACUGAUCUGUCUAGACGGGACUGGAACCAGUACAGUAGUAGUGUAUACUCUGAAGGGCGCCUAGAUGAGAAAGGGGAGGGUCUGGUCAUAGAUGAAGUGACUACAAAAGUGGAGGGUGACGUUCCUCCCACAUGGAAUGCAGAUAAUCACCUAGGAGAUGGACACUCACAGGGCAGAGAUUUCUUAAAUUACAGGGAAAGGUUAGAGACAAAUCCAAAUGGCUCUACCCAUUCUCCUUUACACGCGUUCAGGGAUCGCGACCCAGUGUCCACGUCGAUGGGGCCUUCCGAUUCACACGGCCGCUUCCUUUUCUACAGGGCAAGAGCCCAGGCUCAGGGAGGGGGAGAAACAUCAGGCAGUAGUAAGGGUAAACGGUUCCUCUGCAUGUUCUGUAACAAAGGCUUCAGCUGCACCCAGAAGGUAGAGAUCCACCAGAGGUUCCACACGGGGGAGAAACCCUUCAGUUGUACCCAGUGUCACAUGCACUUUGCCCAGGCUGGUGACCUGAAGAGGCACCAGAGGAUCCACACAGGGGAGAAACCCUAUAGCUGCCCCCAGUGUGAGAAGAGGUUCUCUCGCCAGGACCACCUGAAGAUGCACCUGAAGGUCCACACGGGAGAGAAGCCGUUCGCCUGUACGCACUGCGGGAAAAGGUUCUCAGAGAGGAGCUACCUCAGGAUACACCAGGAGAAAAACCAUUCCACUCUAUAACAUAGAAAGUAACCAUUCCACUCGAUAAUUUCUGACGUUUAGCUCAAACUCUGCAUUAAAGACAAAGAUGCAUUUUCAUUGUUGUCUGCAGAUAGAUUUCAGUGUUGAAUAUUCCAGGGUAGAAUAUUGCAUACAGACAUUGUGUGAUAGAGACAGCAUAUUUACACAGCGUACAAAACAUUAGGAACACCUGCUCUUUCCAUAACAGACUGACCAGGUGAAUCCAGGUGAAAACUAUGAUCCCUUAUUGA